Messenger RNA from Staurois parvus, 1243 nucleotides. Lineage: Eukaryota; Metazoa; Chordata; Amphibia; Anura; Ranidae. The record is from the annotation of a GenBank genome assembly.
CAAAUAUUAACCUUACUUGAAGAGAAAGAGAAGCUCUUUCAGGCAUUGACACUUUGCAGUGGGCAGGAAGAGAAUUCCCCAUCAGUACUGGGCAGAACGCUCUUCAGAGCAAACACAGAAGAGGCUCCCCGAGGAGAGCCACUCAUUAAAAGUGCAAUCAAAGAAGUGGAGACACUUGAAGUUCUGGUGAACCAGUAUCUGUGGAGUAGCCUGGUAGCACAGGAGUCUGGCGAUAUCGAAAAUGGAGUUGGUCCAGUUUCUCUUCCCCGAAGAGCAGAAACAUUUGGAGGGUUUGACAGCCAUCAACUCAGUGCUUCUAAAUGUGGAGAAAAAGAUGAAGCGGAGGAUGCACAGGAUCUCCGAAGAACUGAGUCUGACAGUGUUCUCAAAAAGGGAGUAAGCCCCAGUGUUGUGGUGAAACGAAAUGGCAUGCAAGUUCUUAUGUCUGUCAGCAACCUUCAUAAAUGCCUGAAGUCUUUGCAGGCUGUGGUCGUACAGCAAGACACCUACAUUGAGGAUCAAAAAAUGAUGCUGAGCAAAGGAGCCCCCAACCGCAAAUCAAGGCCGAGCUCCUUAAACGAUCAGGAGAAGCAGCGCAGUCUAGAAAAGCUGCGUCAGGAGAUCUCCAGCUUGGAAAAGCAGCAAGCACAGCAUAGGGAAGAGAAGCUGAAAAAUGAAUGGCAAUGGGAAUACCGAGAAAAAAAGUUUGCAGAGUGGAAAGAAUGGUCUUCAAGGAUGGAUGAAGACAUAAAGAAGAGCAUGCAAGAAAUGGAGCAGAAGAAGCAUCGCCUGGAGAUCAUGAAAGCCCUUGGCCAAUGUGAUGUAGACGGCAUAGAAGAGGAUCCACGGCAAGGGAAGAUCCAAGACCAGCGGAACAAAAGAGCUUAAACAGGUAUCUUUUCAACAUGACAAGUUGAAUAGGGUUCCCUCACUCCCUGUUGGCAUGGACGCCUCGAAAUGGUGUGACUCGACCAAACAGGAACAGUUACAAUCAGAGGCAUCUACAUCACCUAAAAAGGACAGUUUACUACGGACUGACAGUAAGCAAAAAGGAAAAGGCCACUUCAACUUACUUGGGAGCCAGUCUAAUAAAUCAGCAGAGGGCCAUUCCUCCAAUCGCCUCUUUAACUUGUCAAAACCAAAGGAAAAAAAGGACAAGAAGAAGAAGAGCAAAGGAGCCAGCCCUGUACCCUCAGAUUCCCACCCUAUAGAAGGAGCAGAGGAGGAAGAAAUCUUCUGUUAG